CAACUUUGACGGGUUGCGGGCCCUUGAAAAACAUAUUCAGCUCUAAGCUUCUUGUAUAUAAUACAUAUAAAACACACAACAUGCUUCAUUUACUUGGUGUCAAUCUUCCCGACCGCAAACUUGUCAGCACAGCAUUACAAUACUUUUACGGCAUUGGUGAACCUACUGCCGUCAAAGUAUGCGAACAACUCAAGUUUUCUAAAACUCUCAAAGUGUCUGAAUUGAACGAAGUGCAAAUCAACGACUUGACCAACCAGCUGUCGUCCAUGACGAUCGAAACCGACUUGAAACGCCAAAUUCGUGAACAUGUUAUGCAUCAUCGUAAUAUCAACAACUAUAUCGGCAAACGACACGCCAUGAGCUUACCCGUCCGUGGUCAACGAACACGAAAUAACGCAAAGACCGCUAAGAAGCAGAAUGGUCGAUGGGUCCAACGACGAGGUUUCAGCAUGUGGACCGAAGCACAAGCAAGCCCAUUACAACGAUUUAUGGAUAGAUCGUUCUUUUAGAUUAUGCUCAUUAUUAAACGUCUCACUCUUCACCCUCACAAACAAGAUCUGCUUUUUCCAUAUCACGUGUAACAAAAACAAUUGCAACCAAUCCAUAAAAAAAGCUAAUGUAAAACAUAUAAUAUGCGUGUAGAUUCUCAUUGUAUACAGUAAAAAAAAAGG
Messenger RNA from Zychaea mexicana, 671 nucleotides. RefSeq lists its product as uncharacterized. Gene Ontology annotation, molecular function: RNA binding; structural constituent of ribosome. The record is from RefSeq and is a predicted model, not a curated record. Gene Ontology annotation, biological process: translation. The coding region runs from base 81 to 509 and encodes 142 amino acids. NCBI's taxonomy places the organism in Eukaryota, Fungi, Mucoromycota, Mucoromycetes, Mucorales, Lichtheimiaceae. The transcript has 3 exons. Gene Ontology annotation, cellular component: small ribosomal subunit; mitochondrion; ribosome.